AAAUUACGUGAACAGCAUGCAGAGUUCAUUACCUCUUACAAAAAGCUUAUUUUGGGUAACUUUAAACCAACAAUAAGUGAAGAUUCUGCACUAGACAAUCAAUCUGUUAUUAUACCAGUGCAGGUUUUAGUGAAUAAUUCACAACUGACAAUUCCAGAUGGUCAUUCAAAGUCUUAUAUAAUGAUCUUUGCAUGGGAGAACCAAACCGAUUGA
Ambispora leptoticha is the source of this 213-nucleotide messenger RNA. The record is from the annotation of a GenBank genome assembly. Lineage: Eukaryota; Fungi; Glomeromycota; Glomeromycetes; Archaeosporales; Ambisporaceae.